CGGGUAAAAACCUGCUGAUCGAUCUCAUUCUCUGUCACACAUACUUUCUGCCUCACACACACACACACACAGAGCGACACACGCAGGAGGCGUUCUUCUCCCUCUCCAUCAGAAACAACUGACGGCCAGGCGGGAGAGCUGCAUUUUCUGUUUAGGUAGUUAUAGCUGGAGCGUAUACAGCUACUAGCCUCUACUGCCUGCUUACAUCUGUCAGCUGGCCACCCGAUACGUGGAUCCUUUUGUGUCCGACUUCCAUUGUGCCAUCUAUUGAGGGUGCUUAAGGAAACCGCCGCCAGUGGACAAGAUGAAAGAACACAGGGGCUGGGACCUCAAAGGCUUACUGAAGAGGAACUGGUUGCUGAUUGCGACCAUUGUGUCAGUGCUGUUAGGGAUAGGCCUUGGGGUGUUGGUUAGGGACUAUGCUUCCCUUUCCCACCUCGAUAAGCAGUAUUUUGGAUUCCCGGGAGAUAUCCUGAUGCGGAUGCUCAAGCUGGUCAUCCUGCCCCUCAUCAUCUCCAGCAUGAUAACAGGAGUGGCCGCCCUGGAUUCGGAUGUUUCCGGAAAGAUAGGUUUGAGGGCUGUGGUUUAUUACUUAACCACCACCAUCAUUGCAGUCAUUUUGGGUAUUGCAUUGGUGAUAGCCAUCAAACCUGGUGUCUCUCAGAAGGCAGAAAACAUCGACAGGACAGAGAACACACAAAACGUCAACACUGUUGACACACUACUGGAUCUUGUCAGAAACAUGUUUCCUGAAAACAUAGUGCAGGCUUGUUUCCAACAGUACAAGACAACACGCAAAGAGUUGGAACCCUCUAAAGUGAAGGAGAACACUACAACCACAAUGUUCCCUCCUCUCUCUACCACUGUUAUGGCAACCAUUUUCCCCCCAGAGAACAUCACCAAGGACUAUAUAAUAGUCGGGUCAUAUUCUGAUGGGCUCAACGUGCUGGGCCUCAUCGUGUUCUGUGUGGCGUUUGGCCUCGUCAUUGGCAAGAUGGGGGAAAGGGGACGCAUUCUGCUGGAGUUCUUUGAUGCUUUAAACGAGGCCACCAUGAGGCUAGUUCAGAUUAUCAUGUGCUAUAUGCCAGUGGGAAUACUCUUCCUCAUCGCUGCCAAGAUCAUCGAGGUAGAAGACUGGGAGAUCUUCAGGAAGUUGGGAAUGUACAUGGUGACAGUUUUGAGUGGCCUAGCUAUCCACGCUACUGUUUUUUUGCCGCUGAUCUACUUUGUCAUUGUGAGGAAGAACCCGUAUACCUUUGCCUUGGGGAUGGCUCAGGCACUGGUCACUGCUCUCAUGAUCUCUUCCAGCUCUGCCACCCUGCCUGUCACCUUCCGCUGUGCCGAAGAGAACCUCCGGAUCGACAAGAGGAUCACCCGCUUCGUGUUGCCCGUGGGCGCCACCAUCAACAUGGACGGUACAGCUCUCUACGAGGCGGUCGCUGCCAUCUUCAUUGCCCAGCUCAACGACUAUGCUCUUGACGUGGGUCAGAUUGUCACCAUCAGUGUAACAGCAACAGUAGCCAGCAUCGGAGCCGCUGGUGUACCUAACGCUGGUUUUGUUACCAUGGUGAUUGUGCUGACUGCGGUUGGACUACCGGCAAAUGAUGUCACUUUAAUUAUUGCUGUGGAUUGGCUGCUAGACCGCUUCCGCACCAUGAUCAACGUGCUGGGAGAUGCCUACGGAGCUGGCAUCGUUCAGAAGCUGUCCAUGCGGGAGCUGGAAAGGAUGGACGGCACCUCGGACGUGACUAACCCCUUCGCCCUGGGGACCACGCUGGACAACGAGGAGUGUGAGAAGAAGUCCUACGUCAACGGCGGCUUCACCGUCGACAAAACUGACGCCAUCUCCUUCACAGAGACCUCCCAGUUUUAGGAGGAAGGGGGGAAGCAAAGAAGUGCCAAUGCUGCUAGAUGUUUAGCCUGGUUCUGUUUGUAGCCUGGUUCUAGAUCUGUGACCAACAUUUCCUGUUGAUGCAGGAGGAUUAUUUUCCUGUUGUAGCACACUGACUCAAAUUAAGAUCCUACAUCUGUAGCAAUAUCAGCCACCACCAUCUGUUCUAUCUUGAUUCUCUUUCCAGCACUGUCCCCAAUGAUCAGUAUGGUUUUUAACCACAAGUGGAAAUCCUCAGCAGCCCUUAAAAUGAGCUGGGCUGUAUCUGAAAUGACACCCUAUUGCUUAAAUAGUGCACUACUUUAGACCAGGGCCUAUGUAGAGAAUGAGGUGCCCUUUGGGAUGAACCCAUGCUCUCUUUUACCAAAAGAGCUUCCAUUGUUAUGUUGACAUAGUGCCGACAAUGUACACAGUCACUUUUGAAUGAAUCAAUACUUUUGCUAUUGUUUUUACAGAGGGAACAAAGACGACUACAAGAGCCAGAGCUUUUGAAACACAGCGCGUGUGUGUAACUGAAAUAAUAUAUCGCCGGAUUGAGCUGUGUAUAUGUAUUGUGAAAAAGAGCAUGGAAGAAGAAAUAACUAUAUUCUUGAUGUUCAAAACACUGUAUAUUGCAAAGAUUCAAACAGACUUUGUUUGCUCUUCAGAAGAUGACCACUCUUUGCAAAUUAUUUUUUGUGUGACUUUUUAUUUCAUUUUGUCCAUUUUUGUUCUGGGGGGUCAGAUACAAAAAACAAAGAAAUCCAUACAAAGACAACCCCAACCCAUUCCCCCCUAGUCCCCUUUAGCCUCCCAUCCCUUCCCAUCUCACCCAGCAACAGAGGUUGUCUAUCAGCCCCCCACCAACCCAUUCCCAGAGUCGCCCCCCCAUCCCCCAACAACAUCCAGAGACCCCCAUACCACCCCUUCCCCGUGGGCCUGAAAGCGAAAGCAAGUUUAAAUAAAUAUAUAUAAUUGGUUUGUAUGUGUGGCGCUUUAGCUGAGAUUGUUCUUUACAUAGUCAAGUAUAUUUGUUGGUGAAAGUUAAUGUUCUUAAGCUUUACAAUAUGUGCCAAACAUCUUAUUCAUUAAUUCAUUAACUUUAUAUCAUCCAUGUAAUUUUAUUGCAUGAAGCAAUAUUACAAAUAAAUACAGUGGGAAACUUGUAAUGACCAUAGACCUGCUGAAAGUCUUUUUCAAGUGACCAAUAGCCUUUUUAAGAAAGUAGAGUUGAUGGGCACACUAACGAGGUUUGAGUUAUGAAUUUAAUUGAAUACUGUGAAAUAUUUUCAUAAUGAAUUGCUAAAGAGGAUGGAUGACUUUUUAAUAAGGAUGGUCUUGACAAUAAAGGCUUUCUGAUAACGAACGCUAA
Messenger RNA from Salvelinus sp. IW2-2015, 3242 nucleotides. RefSeq names its product excitatory amino acid transporter 3. The record is from RefSeq and is a predicted model, not a curated record. Gene Ontology annotation, molecular function: L-cysteine transmembrane transporter activity; L-glutamate transmembrane transporter activity; glutamate:sodium symporter activity. Lineage: Eukaryota; Metazoa; Chordata; Actinopteri; Salmoniformes; Salmonidae. Gene Ontology annotation, biological process: L-glutamate transmembrane transport. Gene Ontology annotation, cellular component: plasma membrane.